ACAUUUACAGGUCUUGUUGAAUGCAUUUGGCGUGGAUCUAGAUUCUAGUCUUUUUUUAUGACGCUCCCAAAGUUAUUUGAUCAAGUGUUAGUUCUGGGAUAAAGAAAACUACAUCAUGGCUGACAGUGUGCUGAAAGUCAAUAUUGAGGAACCACGUUAUGAUCAGUCUUCAUAUGCAGGAAGGGCUAAACAUUUUUUCAUCACAACAAACCCACUCAAUUUAUUUGUCUCUGGCCAAGCUUUAGAUGAAGCCAAAGAUAUCGUAGAGAAAUACAGGAAAGGGGAAUCUAUUCAGGGUUUAACCGAGGAUAAACUAUGGAGGGCAAAACAAUUGUACGACUCUGCUUUUCAUCCGGAUACCAAGGAGAAAAUGUUUUUAAUUGGAAGGAUGUCAGCGCAGGUGCCAAUGAACAUGACUAUUACAGGAUGCAUGAUGACCUUUUACAAGACAACACCAGCUGUUGUCUUUUGGCAAUGGUUUAACCAAACCUUCAACGCUAUUGUGAACUACACCAAUCGUAGUGGAGAUACCCCUGUAUCACCUCAGCAGCUUGGAGUAUCUUAUGUGCUGGCCACAGGAGGAGCUGUCACCACAGCUCUCACACUGAAUAAUGCUGUGAAGAAACUGCCCGCCUUGGUAGGGAGAUUUGUACCUUUUGCUGCUGUUGCUUCUGCCAACUGCAUCAAUAUUCCCUGCAUGCGCAGCCGGGAAUUAAUGGAAGGUAUACCAGUGUUUGACGAGAAUGGCAACAGAGUUGGGGAGUCGACUAGGGCAGCUUCCAGUGCUAUAUCCCAGGUGGUUGUGUCAAGAAUCAUUAUGGCCAUGCCAGGAAUGAUGAUUCCUCCAUUUAUCAUGAACUAUCUGGACAAAAAGCCCUUCUUGCGAAGAAUGCCGUGGCUGAAUGCUCCAAUUCAAGUGUCAAUCAUUGGAGUUUUCUUGGCCUUUGCAACUCCUCUAUGCUGCGCACUCUUCCCCCAGAAGAGUUCCAUGUCUGUCGCUCGGCUGGAGUCUGGAGUACGAGAAAAGAUUGAAGCUUUGCCAAAUCCGCCUACAGUUGUUUACUUUAACAAGGGACUCUGAGCACAUUCUGGAUGGACUUAAGUGAACUAAUGUGGAAAUUACAAUCUGCAUCGUGGGUGUUUGUUUGUUUGUUUUUUUUGUUUUUUAGUGUGCCAUUAUUGUGAGUGUAAUACUUUUCUUCUUUGUUAAAGAAAGAACUGAAUAAUCAUAUGUAGAAAUGCACUAGAGCAUAAGAUGUCUCUAAAAUGCACUUCUGUUUGUUGGUUAUGAAAUUGUUAAUGUAGAGGAUAAAUAAUGUCUUCCAGGGGUGAAGAUUUAUGACUUUGUUUUUGUGAUAGAUAGCAAAUUUUAAAUGUUGAAUGUUUACAUUGACGUGAUGGGCUGUGUAGAUGUCAUUGCUCAUGAAUUUUGCAGAGCAUUUUGUUGCUAUAGACCUGGGGAGAAAGGUUAAGCAUCAUUAGAGUUGACAAGAGGUCUGCUUGUCUGUUUGGUCUAAAUUAAAUGUCAAAUUUUACAAACUAAGACUACAACUGAUUAAGACUGUAAGCUUUGACUGAAAGUUAACAUAAUAGAAAAUAAAAUGACAUAACUGAUCUGUUAUUUGGAUGGUGUGGCGCAAAAGUGUAAGGAAUGUCCACCUCUUGACCCAAUAUAUGCAUAUCAAGGGACCACCACUAGCUGCAUGCGACAUUUUCGUUGUCUGAUAUGAACCCCUCCCUCAUUAGUGACUGAGAUAAUUUCUAAUGACUGGGCAAAAUGUUUUUUAUUAGAACUAUAUGCUAAGCCUAAUUGCUAAGCAAUUUUCCGUGCUUUGGACUAAUCAGGUUUUUUUAAGAGGGGUAUAUCCCCUCGGGUUAAAAAGAAAGAAAAUGUGGGAAGUUUCAGGGGAGCUUGUCCCUCUGCUUGUCACCAUAGUUUAACAUUUUGCAAUUAGGUUUGAAAUUUUCUUGAAAAUAAUUGAUUUGUGACAGUUUUAGUGGCCAUAUGUGUGAUGUGCAGCCCAAAGCACAGCUGUUUGACCCCCUAAUGCAGUGGAUCUGUGUGUGAGAGUGAAGGUAAAAAUUUACUGGUUGCCUUUGUUCCUAGUUACUUGUACGGGGGAAGACAAAGGAACAGCGGGACUGCAUGCACAGACCACUAGUUUUGGUUGUUGGGCAUUCUCUAAACUUAUCGUUGUGGGGAUGGAAUUGUUGACUUUUUUGUGCAUUAAUAACAUGCAUACAAAAUCUGAAAACUUUUGGAAUCUCUUACCACUUUGUAAUUGUUGUAAAUGUUUGUUUUGUUUUGCUAUACUCUUUUGAAUAAGGUUUAAUCUGGGAAAUUAAGUGUACAAUUCUUCAAAAGAAUCAGCAAUUCUGUCUUUUUAAGAACUGUUUGUAUUAAUGUAAACUGAUAUUAUCUUGGUGACAACAUGUCAACGUAUUAAUAGAAUGGUCCCAAACGCUGUUAAUUUAAAUACAAGGGAUACCACUUUUAACUUUGUACGCUGCUUCAGUUUUUGAGGGUUUUGAAUACUCAAAAUAGGAGGUGAAAUUUAUAAAGAUUUAUGUCAAUGGAAACAUUUACUUUUCUAACCUUUCUCAAUAUUGAUGUUAAAAGAAGUGCAACAGAUUAUCUGAAAAAAGUCUUGUAUGAACAAUGCAAUUGAGUUCUCAAAAUCGUGAUCCACCAUAUAUUUUUUUAAUGGUGUUAUAUACACCUAUAUACAUACUGUGUUUUUUAAGGUGUACAAGAGAAAGAACCCCAUUUUUCUAUCAUAGUUUCUUUUUCUUACUUUGUUGUUCUAUGUUGAAUAAAAUAUUAUUCAGGAUAUUUUAGCAGCAGUCAAGCCCAGAGAUUGACCAGAAAGAGUUUUUCAUAUAUAGAUAAUGAUAUAAACACCUUUUAUGAGAUUUCCCUGAAGCUAAGCUCAGAGGUUGACCAGUUUCUCAAGAGGUAAAUGCUCGUCUUUUGUGAAACUUUGCUGCAACCAAGCCCAGAGAUUGAUGACAUAAAGUUUACUUUGGGGCUAAUGCUCUUUUUUUUUUUUUUUUAGAUUUCCCUGCAACUUAGCUCAGAGAUUACCAGAAAGAGUUUUUCAUGAGGUUAAUGCUUGUCUUUUGAAAUUUCUCUGUAACUCUGCCUAGCAUGCCUAGAGAUUGACCAGAAAGAGUAUUUCGUGAGGUUUCUGCUCAUCUUUCACGAGAUUUCCCUGUUAACGCACUUAUAUUUGCCAAUAUUGCUCAUGGAUGGAAAGAAAAGAAGUUGCUGACCUGAGAAUUUGGAAGGAAAAAUUUGCUUUGUCAGUGUGUGGGUGGCAGAGAUUAUGUUUAGAUUUGACUCUGAGAUAUUAUAUUUAUCUUGGCUGUCUGUGUUUCAGUGUUUUGAUGCUCACCAGUACUUGUUUUCAUUUGCUGAUGGAGUUUUGGCACAAGUUCACUUGCAGAAUGUGGCUGGUCACUGUUCAAGGGUAGUUUUCCUAAUGGUCCUGAGAACUGCUUUGUAAUGCACUGAGGAUCAUUAGUUGCUUUAUUUUUAGGGUAUUGUGAAGAAAGAAAUGGUAUCAAAUUGAUCUUUGCAUCCUCAGAGUUGACCUAGACUAUACCCGGUAUCAAGUUCUCUUUUCUAUUUUCCAAAGUGGUCCUUGUACCAUGGCUAUGCCUGUGUCUGAGGUGAUGAAUGAGAGACUAAACUUGCCACAAGGGCUUACAUUGCCUGCAAACUAUCACUUGAUUCACCUGCAGUUCUACAAAUUGUAAAAGAAAAUAUAUGGGAAAGAAGCAUACGGGCUCAUCAUCCUUACACUCUUGAAGUCUCUCUGGGGAAGGGGGUACUGGGCUGUGCUCUGAUGUGCAGAGACUAGCAUGAUGCAUCACAGACCAACUCAUGAUGGAAACCAUCAGAAGCUCUAUUCUUGGUGUGCUUUUUCAGUUGGGAUUGGGGGGGGGGGGGGGGGGGGACUGCAAUGGACUCAUCCUGACUGUUGAUCCUUGGUCUUUGAACAAAUAGUAAAAUAGUCAAAACAACUUUUGAAGUUAACAUUUACGGGUUUAUGUUGUACUUGUGUAUUUGUAUGUGAAAGGUAUGUGUAAGUAGUACUUUCCUGAAAAAGAUGGGCUGCUAACACUCUUUUUAGUGGGAUCCCCGGUGAAUUUGCUGCUCAAAUGUUACUAAGUCAGGUUGGAUAAGUCAUUCCAUGUGUUUGAAAAUGGAUGGGUAUUCUUUGCAAGAAUGGCAUUCCUUCUCACCUAGAACUUCUGGUAGUCUGAAACACACUGGACGCAACUUGGUUCUCCAUGAUUGUUCUUAGUUUUUAAUGAUAUUUUUAUAUUUGAAAUCACAACAUGCUGUUUGAUGGUUGUAGCGGUAACUGUUCUCAUUAAAAUGUGCUGAAAGGAAAAUACCCAAAACAUGCUUUCUAUUAUAUUAUUUGUGUUGGCAUCUUUACCCAUUUCAUAAAAGUGUCAUGAAGGCUUUCUUCACAUCGCACUUAGUUGUGCAUUUAACACUUUCCACCCAUGCAGCGCGCACAAUACUUGUCUUCACGGACCAUGAUGGAGAUGCGGUACAUAAGUGCUAUACCUGUAUCUUGGUAAUAAUAUCCCUACCAAUAUAUGAAAUUUUCAGCAUGUUAAGAAAAUUGAAUGUUCGCAUGGUGACCAAAAAACAAAUUAGAAACAGAGCUGAAAACAUUAGAUCUUGCACAUUCAUCGCCCGAAUUCUCAUCAUGGCGUAAGUCUAAAGCGGCACUCAUGCCAAGUCUAUUUGACAUUUUCCACAAAAAAAUUUACUCCAGUUGCUGUAAACAAACUGAUUUUUCACCUCAAAGUCCACACAAACCAUUCAGAAAGGAAAUUAUAACUUUAACUAGUGUGAAUGUCAAAAAGGAGAUAAUUGCUACAACAGUUUUGUUGCUCUAUCACACCGUCACCGAUCGGUGUCCUUUGGGGGGAAGUGUUAUGUUAAGGGGAUCUGGUGCCUGUUAGGUUUUCAUGGGAGCAGAUAGUGUACUUUUAUGUCAGCCAAUGAACAAGUCCAGUCAAAAGUCAUGGUAACUGUUUGUCCAUACAUUGAAGAAGAGCUAUUAGUAUCACUCAUCACUUCAUAAAGGGGCUCACUGAUUCAUGUAAAAUGCUGUCUUUUGUUAUUCAGACGACAUUCAUUUAAUUGAAAUGUUAAGAGGGUUUGUAAACUAAAUUUAAAGAAAAAAAACAACCUUAAAUGCCUUCUGCUGCCCAGUGUUCGCUGUGCUUAUGAUUGUCCUGUGUUUGUUUACUAGAUUCUGUGAAUGUGGAGAGAUGUAAACUUCCAUUAGUAGAUCUUGGGCUUUCAAUGUUUUUGUAGUUAUGGCAUCAGGUGGCUCUUUGAGUGGUAAGUUUUUAAAGGUGUGUGAAAAGGUAAAUGACUCUGGAGACCCCAGUCCAUUUUACCUUUUAUUUUUGCAAUGACAACGAUUUUACUUACCUUACAUAUAAAAUAGUGUGAUAAAGUUUGUUAUGCUGUGAAAAGCUGAAAUGUUUUUGUAUAUUUUAGUAUUUGUUACAGUAUUGUACGUGAUCAACUGCAUUAUUACAGAGAAUUUUUUAAAAUUAGACUGAUGUCAGUAGUGUAAAGUUUUUUCUCUUUUUAUGGAAAAUAUGUACAAUUUCAGUAGGAGGUAGUCUAUUUUAUUGUACUGUGUGUCUUUCUCUUUUCGCUGGAAUGCUGUUUCCUCCUCAGUUUGGGUUGACGUAAAGUGACAGGGUCAUAGUAGACUUCUCCUAAGUGGUCUAAAUUGUAUGAAAUGGCUUGUAAAACAUUUACAAUAACCUGUUUUCUUAUAGUAGGGCUUGUGGGUGAGUUAUAUUGUCAUUUUGAAAGGUGAUCUGGUUUUUCGUUUUGCUUCUUUAUAGUAUGCUUUUUGUAUUUUUAAAUCUGUAGAUAUGUGCCUCUUUUUUGGUGAGUGAUAUAAUAUAAUAUAUUAUACCACUGUUACAGCUUUCUGUGCUUUCUGUUCUUUUGGUACAGGGAUGUCAUGAGUUGAAAGGCUGAACAGAAUAUUGAUACAUAUAGCUAGCUAUACUAUAAACCUCUUCAACAAAGUUAAAUUACUUUAAGAAAUAUCAAUUUUUGUUGAAUGAUAACUGUUUCUAGAUGACAUGCGCUGGUUGUUAAGUUUUUUUUCACCUCCCAAAUGAUGUAAAUAAUUUUACAAUAGUCGGAUGCGGACUUCAUAUUACUACUAUAUUUUCAAAAUUGUUUUUCUUUUUGUGUAUUCAUAAUUGUAUAGCAAACGAACACUUGAGAAGAUCUAACGCAGGCCUGUACAUGAUGCAUAAAAUUAAUUGUAAACUUUCUUCACUUUGAAUUUUGUUUUGGCGUUGCUUGUGAUUUCUUUUAAAACAGUUUUCAGAUUCAAAGUUGAGUGAAUUCUUGAAUGCUGUGGCUAGCUGGAUGUCAUUGCAAAGACAGUCUUGAAUAUGAGAUAUCUGUAUAAAAGAGUUUUGAGUGUAGUCUUUGCCAGUACUCCAUCUCUUUAAUCUCCACAACGGUUUCUCUUGGGAAUCUUGUUUAACUAUAACUUAAACUAUUGCCUCUCACAACUAGUUACCUCUUCCUAACUCUCAAUUUUUGUCCAUCUUUAUCAACUUUAUGUUUUGUUUUCACAAACUGGGUUUGAGUCUGUCUCAUCAUUCUUUUAACUUCCACACUUUUCAGUGUCAGACUUGGCUGUUAACUAUAGCUAACUUUGAACCCCUUAACCCUUUUUGGACCCCAAAUUAUCAGUACUUGGAGAAAAGGUAUAAAAAGACGCUAAUGAGUUUAUGCUUAAAAUAGGGGCUUGUGGGCACUCAGCAUUUGGUCUGUUACUGCUUGAUUCAGAGUAACUGUCUUACACUUAUAUCCCUCAAAUGAAACUCCAUAGUCCAUAGGAUUCAAAUUGGUUCAUGUCUUUCAUCCCUUUCCAGUGGUUUACAUAGCUUCCUUUUGUUUGUCUCCUUAGUGCGUUUUUAUUUUCAUCCAUUUUUCCCACUUGGCUUUGUCCUUUUGGAGAUGGAUGUUAAAUUCGGAGGCAUCAACUCCUAAAUAACCUUACAGUAUUGCAAGGGGUGUUAAACCUCUAAAUUUCACGCUUUAUUUUGAGUCCUGACCAGAGUCGAAUAAUUGUAGCUUAAAAUCUGGUGGUUCUUAAGCAACAGAAGCUAUCAUACAUCCCUUAAAUGUAGCUCUAAAGUGCAUAUGGUUCAAACUGACUCUUGCCUUUUGUUCCCACCCAGUCAUUUAUGGAGCUUUCUUUCGUUAGUCCAAGUGGUGUGUAGCUGUCCUGGCCACUGUUGCUUGAAAUCUGGUGGUAAAAAAAAAUCAGUUUGCUGACAGCUUAUGUUUCUGGACAGACUCUUGUACUUGUACUAUAUCUGCGUUUUUCUGUUCUUUUUCUGAUAUGUUGGUGUGUCCUGAAUUUUGAAAUUCUAGUUGCGUUCAGGAAGCAAUCACUACAAAUGUGGUGGUCAGUCAUUUUGAAGAAUGCUAUGUUUAGGGAACAAAUUUACAAGUUAUGUAAGUUGACAUGAGUUGGUUCGCAAUAACAAGGACAUGUGUUGGUCGAUUAUUCAUACAAAGAAUCAAUUUGUGAGUAAUCUAUGCUGUUACCUCAAUCUUGGUGACCAGUUUUUUUCCCUCCCCCUAUAAGAUAAUAUUCUAUUUUGUUGGAGCUUUCAGUGAUCUAUUGUACAUUUUUACACCUAAGUUCCUCAUCUUAUGCAAUAACUUAUAUCCUGUUGUUUUGUUGUUAUUCAUCUCUCAUUCCAGCUUUCUAGUUGUUGAAUAGCACUAGAUCUCAACUUGCAUGUUAGUCAAUAAAUUUUAUCUACUUUUUAAGCCUCCUCCACCAGUCGUCGCCUCCACCCUUUUAUUUUGAUCGCACUGAUGGUGUUUUUUGUUAAGUUACUUUUAUUGUGCUUUUACCUGUAGAUGAACACAUAGAAAAGUACUUCUGUUUUCUAAAGCUCAAUGUACAAACCAAAUAAGACACAUGAAAAUCAAUGCCCGUGUAGACUGGGCAGAAAUAAUGUUGUAUCUGAGUGCAUAGAGGGCAAAAUGUUGUGGAAAGUUUCCUUUUGACUUGGGGGGAGGGGGAGAUUGGAAGUUUCAGGGAAUAAAUAUAAAGCAAUUUCUGCAUGACAAGUUUCCUUUCUAACCAUUGCUAUCAUGACUGCUUCUUUACACUUGUUAUAUUCUUGUUAUAGGUUUCCUUCUCCUAGGUUCAUCUCAUAUAUCUCUUCCGGCUGAAGGUUCUUGCUCUAUCCUUUGUCUGAUUGACUCAUUCCCGCUCUCAAUGAUAGUCCCAAUGUUAGAAGUAUGUUCCACCAAAGUCACACCCUGACAUUUAAACAAGUUAAUCUUUUGCGUUUCUUGGAGCUACAUAUGUUAGUUAAUAAUUUUUUUUACAAAGACUUUGUGUACCAAAUUCAUGCCUUUACUUGUGUGCUUGAAAACAAACAGUCAGCAUGGGCUGAGAACACAGUGUUUGCUUGGUACAUAAAAAUCGUUUUAAUUCUUUCAAUUACGAAAGUGAUUGUACAGAUUUCUACAAGUUGUUUACAGAACUUGAUUUUUUUAUUUAUGUCUUCUGAAAAGAAAUAAUAUACAGAAAGAAAAUAAGUUUCAAGACAUAGACUUGUUGUUUGUGCAGUGUUGAAAGCUGCUCAGAAAAUGGACAAUAGCACCUUUUCACUGAUUUUUCCUUUUUCCCUUAUGUAUAUUCUUUGAAAGUUCAGCUUAUUUUACCGAUCCUACUAAUAAAUCACUUAAAAAAUAUAAGAACCCUUUGAUAUGCAAAGCACAAAUACUUUCCAUUUUUUAAAAUGUACUUUUCUUGUUGAAUUGACUUUCGACUUACUGAGAUGUUGCAAGAUAUAUAGAAUAAAGGGAGAUGAAAUGAUAA
This is a messenger RNA of Aplysia californica (California sea hare), 8924 nucleotides long. Its product is annotated as sideroflexin-1. Gene Ontology annotation, cellular component: mitochondrial inner membrane. Lineage: Eukaryota; Metazoa; Mollusca; Gastropoda; Aplysiida; Aplysiidae. The coding region runs from base 116 to 1081 and encodes 321 amino acids. The transcript has 10 exons. The record is from RefSeq and is a predicted model, not a curated record. Gene Ontology annotation, molecular function: monoatomic ion transmembrane transporter activity. Gene Ontology annotation, biological process: monoatomic ion transport; serine import into mitochondrion.